Messenger RNA from Aspergillus viridinutans, 699 nucleotides. RefSeq lists its product as uncharacterized. Gene Ontology annotation, molecular function: protein serine/threonine kinase activity; ATP binding. The record is from RefSeq and is a predicted model, not a curated record. Lineage: Eukaryota; Fungi; Ascomycota; Eurotiomycetes; Eurotiales; Aspergillaceae. The transcript has a single exon. Gene Ontology annotation, biological process: intracellular signal transduction; protein phosphorylation. The coding region runs from base 1 to 699 and encodes 232 amino acids.
AUGAUCAGAAAGGUCCCCCGCAGUGAGAGUGAAGAAGAUAUGCGACCGAUCAUCCGCGAAGCUAUGGUUUAUGAAAUCCUCGGCGUUCAUCCGCGAAUUGCUGAAAGGCUCUCCAGAGGCAGAUCUGACUAUAUCGACAUCAAAUACUAUCAGCAUGGUGAUCUUGCGAAUUAUUGUCAGAAAAACACGAUCACUGCCGAACUUCGAUCGAAAUGGUUCCAGCAGAUCCUGGAAGCUGUCGUCGUUAUUCACAGCCAUGGUGUCAUUCAUUCGGAUCUCGCACUCCGGCAGUUUUUCGUGGAUGACAAAUUAAAUUUACGACUUGGCGACUUUAACUCUUCUCAGUGCCCAGGUCACCUAGCACUAGGCUACGAGAAAGCAUCACAUUGCCUGCCACGAGAUUAUGACCUUCCGAACACUGAAGCCUCCGACAUCUUUGCUUUAGGGUCUACGCUAUACGAGCUAGUUGCUGGAAAGGCCCCAUAUAGCGAACUUGCUGGGCCCAAAUCCGAUGAUCCGGGUGUGAUCAAAGCACAAAUCCAACGGCAGCACGAGGUAGACCAUGAGAUUGAAUCUCGAUACAAAAACCACGUCUUCCCUGAUGUCUCUGGUUCGUUCGGCGGGAACAUCAUAGUAGGUUGCUGGAGAGGCAAUUUCACUGACGCGAAAGAAGCGCUUGAUCGGUACAUGAAGGGUUAG